Molecule: messenger RNA, 3505 nt
Organism: Trichomycterus rosablanca
Lineage: Eukaryota; Metazoa; Chordata; Actinopteri; Siluriformes; Trichomycteridae
Gene: hcn2b
Product: hyperpolarization activated cyclic nucleotide-gated potassium channel 2b
Exons: 8
Coding region: 70-3057 (995 amino acids)
Biological process (GO): potassium ion transmembrane transport; sodium ion transmembrane transport; regulation of membrane depolarization
Cellular component (GO): dendrite; axon; HCN channel complex
Molecular function (GO): voltage-gated potassium channel activity
Source: RefSeq, a predicted model, not a curated record
GCGCCGCCGCCGGGUCUCCGCCUGCCUGCGCGCUCUCAUCCCCGCCUGGUGUAACCGCCGUUUCCCGCCAUGGAUGAAGCGGAGGACGCGGACGAGGACCGAGGACGCGAGCGGAAAGCAAGGCUGGACCAGACAGGAUUGAAUGACCCCUGUAGGACGAGUCGUUUAACACCAGGAGGGGGAGCAACACCCAGCCAGUCCUCCUCCUCCAGCGCAUCCACUGAGCUCCGUGCGCCUGUCUCGCUCUACCAGGGCGAUGCGCGCGGCUUCGGGUUCGGUGCAGCCAACAAAGACACCAGUUCCCCGUCCAGUAGAGUCAAUGUCGAGGAGGAGGAGGAGGAGGAGGAGGAGGAGGAGGACAUGGGCAUGAGACGCGCCGUAAACGGAGACUGCAGGAGAGACACGAGCUCGCCCUCACUUCUCUCCAAACAGGACAAGCAGACAGGUGGCUCGGACACACCGGAGGAGAAACGAGCCAGCACUGCGUGUCCACCUUACGCCGCCAUGGACGGAUCAAUAGCGCCCGUAGGUGCCACCGAGCCGCCGGAUAAGAAGGACCCGCGGGUGGCGUUUUCCAGCCCGGCGCAGACAGGCGCGCUUUCCAAAGCCGAGGACGGACCGACAGCGGUGGAGGAUGGAGAGGUUCGAGACGCGCAAAACUACAUGCAGCGCCAGUUCAGCUCCAUGCUGCAGCCCGGGGUCAACAAAUUCUCUCUCCGCAUGUUCGGUAGCCAGAAGGCGGUGGAAAAGGAGCAAGAGAGGGUCAAAUCAGCCGGGAACUGGAUCAUCCAUCCGUACAGCGACUUCAGGUUCUACUGGGACUUCACGAUGCUGAUGUUCAUGGUUGGCAACCUGAUCAUCAUCCCUGUGGGGAUUACCUUCUUUAAAGACGAGACCACCACUCCCUGGAUUAUCUUCAACGUGGUCUCGGACACUUUCUUUCUCAUGGACCUAGUGCUCAACUUUCGCACGGGCAUCGUCUUCGAGGACAACACAGAGAUCAUUCUUGACCCCAAAAAGAUCAAGCAAAAGUAUUUACGGACCUGGUUCAUAGUGGACUUCAUCUCAUCUAUCCCAGUGGAUUAUAUUUUUCUCAUUGUGGAGAAAGGAAUCGACUCUGAGGUUUACAAGACGGCGAGGGCACUGCGGAUUGUCCGUUUCACCAAAAUCCUGAGUCUGUUGAGACUUCUGAGACUUUCAAGGCUCAUCCGCUACAUCCAUCAGUGGGAGGAGAUCUUCCACAUGACGUAUGACCUGGCGAGUGCAGUCAUGAGGAUCUUUAACCUGAUCGGGAUGAUGCUGCUGCUGUGUCACUGGGACGGCUGUCUGCAGUUUUUGGUGCCCAUGCUGCAGGAUUUUCCCUCUGACUGCUGGGUCUCACUCAACAAGAUGGUGAAUGAUUCAUGGAGCGAGCUCUACUCCUUUGCCCUGUUCAAGGCCAUGAGCCACAUGCUGUGCAUCGGGUACGGACGCCAGGCGCCAGAGAGCAUGUCUGAUAUCUGGCUCACCAUGCUGAGUAUGAUCGUGGGAGCCACCUGUUACGCCAUGUUUAUUGGCCAUGCCACCGCUCUCAUCCAGUCUCUGGACUCAUCACGCCGCCAGUACCAGGAAAAGUACAAACAAGUGGAGCAGUACAUGUCCUUCCACAAACUUCCAGCGGACUUCCGGCAGAAGAUCCAUGAUUACUAUGAGCACAGAUAUCAGGGCAAGAUGUUUGAUGAGGAGAGUAUUCUAGAGGAACUAAAUGAGCCUCUGAGAGAGGAAAUUGUCAACUUUAACUGCCGUAAACUAGUGGCCUCAAUGCCACUUUUUGCAAAUGCUGACCCCAACUUUGUGACAGCCAUGCUGACCAAGCUGCGAUUUGAGGUCUUCCAGCCGGGGGAUUACAUCAUUCGUGAGGGGACCAUCGGCAAGAAGAUGUAUUUCAUCCAACAUGGGGUCGUGAGCGUCCUUACCAAGGGAAACAUCGGCAUGAAGCUCUCUGACGGAUCCUACUUUGGAGAGAUCUGCCUGCUGACUCGUGGAAGACGUACUGCCAGUGUUCGAGCAGACACCUACUGUCGUCUGUACUCCCUCUCUGUUGACAACUUUAAUGAAGUUUUGGAGGAAUACCCGAUGAUGAGGAGAGCCUUUGAGACGGUGGCCAUCGACAGACUCGAUCGGAUAGGCAAGAAGAACUCAAUCCUGAUGCACAAAGUCCAGCAUGACCUCAACUCUGGAGUCUUUAACAACAGUGAAAACGAGCUGAUCCAGGAGAUCGUGAAGUAUGAUCGGGAGAUGGUGAAGCUGGUGGACCUGCAGAGACCCAGGGCUAUGUCGGCAACUCAGUCUACCCAUGGUACCCUGUUUCCUUCUCCCAGUCAGCCUCCAACCAGCUCUGCAAUUGCCACUUUGCAGCAGGCCGUAGCCAUGAGCUUCUGUCCGCAAAUGGUCAACCCUCUGGCAGGCCACGGAGCUCUCCAGUCACCCCGCAUGGUGCGUCGUUUCCAGGUGGUGCAAAGCCUCUCUAGUCCUGGGACUCAGCAGACCCCUGCAGGCUCUCAGUUUUCCACCAGUGCUCUUCCCUCUGGUCUCACCAGCACUCCCGUUCAGAGUCCAUUGGCCACUGCUGGUCGAACAUUCCAGUACGGUGCCAGUACUAUGGGUGCACCCUCGGGCUCCCAGCUCUCCCUGGUGCAGCAGCACAUUCCCAGCCCAACUCAUCGAGCAGCAGUUCCCAGGAGUACAAUGACUGCAGACGCCAGGGCUCUCUCAGCCUCCCAACCGUCUUUAGCACAUGAUAUUGUGCAGCCGGCUGCUCCAAGCCCACCCCAGUCUACAAGAGUCUCCUCCACUUCCAUUGGACCACCUCACAACCUGCCAGGACCUGGGGUCUUCAGAGCUGCCAUUUCUCCAAGGAUGACACUUCAGCACCAGAUGUCCGUAGGAGCUUUUCCACCUGCCUCUCUGCCACAGAUGAGGCCAAGCCUGGACUCUGGACUUCCCAAAAAGGAUUCAGUAAUCAGCCUUCCAGACACGGACCAUCCAAUAAGAUCCAGAUUAUCUUCCAACUUGUGACCUUGCUGAAGCUGGUGGUUGAUGACAAUGUUUAAACUGAACGUGUGAGGGGGAUCUUGGGCAAGUACUUUUCUCUAGUCCUGGUCACUCUGGAUGUAGACAGACCUUCCAGCAUACUAUUAACUAUAGAAAAUCUGUAAAAUUGAAGAGUACAUGACUCUGAUGUUUCUGUUGUAUCUACAAGCAUAAAUAUCAAUGUAGCUUCCUCCCACACAGUUUGCCUUGUCAUAAUUGCUUUCUUUAUUGUGGUCGUCCUCACAAACAUUGCAAUUAAUACCAGUUCCCGACUAUACUGUAGUUCAGAUAAUGCAAUGUGGAGUGAGCAAGGACACAAGUGAAAGCCGAAAUGCUUCUUAUAAAACUGUAACUCUUUAUUACAAAAGUGUUUUUGCAUACUGCCUCCUUUUUACGCGGAGUGGUUAAAAAAUAGCAUUUUGAGCUACGAUUC